CUUGGAAGGUCAUCCGCGUUCACUGCGCACAAGAGGCUCCGCACUUCUCCACCUCGAGCCCGCGCUUUGUGUUUGUGUUCAGGCUUUUCUGGGGGAUCCUUUAUUCUCUGUGACCCUUCGGACACCGGUCCGACCGACCCCUCCCCGGGCUCUCUCACCGGGGGAAGAUGACGGCGUUGGAGCCGCUGAGAUCGGCGAUGACCAUCAGGGGCGUGGAGGACACGUCGCUCGCGCUGCCCUCCGACAAGAAGCUGCGCUCGGGACAGCAGCGCGUGCUCGAGCAGGUGCACACCAUCAAGAGGGGCAAGUCCAAAUCCUGGAAGAACGGACACCCGUCUGCGUCCGCUCCAGGUUUGUUCGAGCAGUCCUUGACAUCAGAUUCCGAGUUUGGAACGUUCAAGUUUACUCCGUCCAAAGCAAAUGGCACCUUCAGCCACAGCAGCUCCAGCAUGUCAGCAGGCCACAACAAAGCGAUGAUCUAUCAGAAGAGUCGCUCCAUACCCAAUAGAGCCACCAGAGGAAGAUAUCAAAGCACCUCAGGCGGAUGGGAACAGCAAGUGAAAGGCUCCAACUGGCCCCAGGGUCACAGUGAACUGAAAGCCAGCCGCAGUGACCCUGCCUUGGCUCCUCAAUUUUCUGCCGGACCUGCCAUGAGAGCCAAGGGUCAGGGGCUCCAAAGCCAGCACUCCCUCUACGCCUCAACCAAUAGACACAGCACAUACUCCAUGACCAACGGCAAUACCAUGACCAACAGCCAGACACGCAUUGUCCAGCAACCGUCGGCCCACUCCUACACUGAGGGCAGGAUGGGAACCAUGAAAACAACCAUGAUGCAUCUGCAGCAAUCAGCUGUGGACAGUGGGAUAAACGUAUCAGAGCUGACCCUGCAGCAGGCUGUAGAGUAUCUGUCUCACCCUGAUGAGAAUUUCAAGCAGUGCGGAGCCACCUUCAUCCAACACACCACCUUCAAAGAGGAGCGUGCCAAAGAGGAGGUUUUAGAACUAGGGGGCAUCCCUCCUCUGGUGAAACUUCUGGAGAGCCCCAGCCCCGGGGUGGGCCAGGCUGCUGCUGGCGCCCUGAGGAACCUUGUGUUUAAGGACAAGAACAACAAGCUGGAGGUUCAACACUGUGGUGGUAUAGGCAAGGCUCUGCAGCUACUAAAGAAAACCGAUUCGACUGACACUCAGAAACAAAUCACAGGCCUGCUAUGGAACCUGUCGUCUACCGAUGAACUGAAGACAGAACUCACACAAACUGCACUGCCCGCCUUGACCGAGAAUGUGGUGGUGCCGUUCACAUGCUGGUCGGACAACAGCGCCAACAACAACAUUCACCCCGAUGUCUUCUGCAACGCCACGGGGUGCCUGCGGAACCUGAGCUGUUGUGAGAAGGGGAAGAGACAAGAAAUGAGACAAUGCAGUGGCCUCAUCGACUCCCUCAUGAGUUACAUCCAGUCCUGUGUUGCGGAGGAUAAUCCUGAUGACAAGUCUGUGGAGAACUGUGUAUGCAUUCUCCACAACUUGUCCUACCAACUAGAGGCGGAGUCCCCAGCGUCCUUUGCCAAGUACUGUCAACUCGAGAGACAGCACGAGACUAAGAAAAGCCCCCCGAUUGGAUGCUUCAGCCCCAGGAGUGGCAAGGUUCAAAAGGAGUUUUUGUUUGAUAUGGAUCAGGCAAUGCCAGAGGACAGCGACGCUUCAGGCGAAAAGUGGCUGUGCCAUCCGAAAGCCAUGAAAACCUACCUGUCCCUGCUGGGCUCGUCCCAGAAAGAUGCCACCCUGGAGGCCUGCUGCGGUGCCCUGCGGAACCUCACAGCCGGCAAUGGGGGGGGCUCCGUGGCCGUGAGCAGGAUUCUGGUUCAGAAGUUGGGCGCUCUGCCGCACAUUUCUCCUCUGUUGAAGUCGUCUUGCGGGGCCCUGCAGAAGGCCGCCAUUUCCCUGCUGAGUAACAUGUGUCGAACCUCCAGUGUGCAGCCUACCAUGGCAAAGCAGAUUCUGCCGGAUCUCACAAGCCUCCUUUCCGCCGGCCCCCGGGAAAUGGGAAAAGACGAUAAAACCAUAUCAGCAGCCUGCAACACAGCUCGGACUCUGAUGUUGGCAGAACCUGAGGUCGGCAAGAAGGUCCUUAAUGAAGCACUGGUGAGGUCACUAGCUGACCUCAGCGAGAAUGGGUCUUUCCCCAAAGGCAGCACAGCAGCCUCAUUGCUGCUCUACAACUUGUGGAACGAGAAGGGUCUUCAAGGUGCCGCCAAGAAGCUGGGAUUGGCCAAGUCCCUUUUUGUCAAUGACAACACUACACAAGCGCAAAGGUCGGCGCAAAUCAUCGACUGAGCAUGAAGGACUGGCGGCAGCACAGGACCCGAGAGACGGAAACCAGCAUGUUUAAACACUGCUGCGGCCACACCCUUACAACAAGGAGAGGGGAAUUCUUCAAAUAACAGCCUGGCUGAGAGAUCCCAUUAGGAGUCAAUAGUAUAGUGUACAUACUUUAGAGAAGAGUGAGCUUUUAAUUUCAUGAGUAAUCCUGCGGUGUUGUAUGUAUUUAAUUUGGAUAAGUUUCUCUGUGUUUAUAUAAAUAUAGGUGAGUGUGUUUUUGGUAGGUUAAGUGUGCUGAAACCUAGUUUUUACAGCCUGUGAGCAAUAUUGUGGACAGACGACGUUAUCUUCAUUGAACUUUUUACGAUUUAUCAUAUCAUUGCUGUCACAUUCAUCUGUGCAGCAACUAAGAAAUAUAAUAUCUACAGUGGCCUUGAAGACUGAGCAGCGGAUACUGAAAGCAUUGAGAAAAGUAUGUGAAAAGUUGGAAAGACAAACAAAGAUUGUGUUCUUUGUGAUAUUGUUCCUGUCCUCAUCCACCUAAAGAGUGUUCUGUCAGUAACAAUCUCAUGAAAAUAUCUGUUUUGUUGUUAAGUAUUUUUGGAGUUAGAAGGUUGAAGAUGGUUUCAUAUCAGAUCAGAAUCAGAAUCCGAAAGUAUUUAAUGCCAAGUAGGUUUACACCUACAAGGAAUUUGCUCUGGUUAUUGGUGCAUACAAUGAACAUUGAAACACAAAAACACAAUAAAUACAACACACAUAAGAAAAGCAAUAAAAAUAAACAAAUAUAUAAAAAUAAACAAUAUAUGUUGAAUGUACCUACAGUAUGUAAGAAACUGAGCUAACGCUCCGGUCAAGAAAGAAAUAGGACUUGGAUUUUCACACGAAACCAAAGAAAUGCUACAUUGUUUGUCAGGUUUAAUGCCGUUUUUUUUUAUACUUCAUUCUGUUGUCUGCGUUCAACAAACAUGUCGAAAUAAUUCAAUAAAUUGUUUGACAUUUUGAGAAACGCUUAUUUGCAUUUCUUUGCCGUGAGUUAAAAUGAAAGAUUGAUACCACACUCAUGUCUCGGUAUUAAAUAUGAAGCUACAGCAUGCUAACAGUCAGCUUAGCUCAUUUAGCUUAGUUUAGUUAGCUUAGCACAAAGGCUUGAAACGGAGGGAAACAGCUAGCCUGAUUCUGUCAAAAGGGAAAAACAUGCAGCUGCCAGCAACUUCAAAUAAUGAACCUUCUCAAAAUGUCAAACUGUUCCUUUACAGUGGAAUACUACGUGCCUUUUUGUAUCAUAUAGCUUUGUCAUUAACAUGCCUAUUAAAAUUGAGAAAUUCUA
Messenger RNA from Pleuronectes platessa (European plaice), 3642 nucleotides. RefSeq names its product plakophilin-1 (gene pkp1a). The record is from RefSeq and is a predicted model, not a curated record. NCBI's taxonomy places the organism in Eukaryota, Metazoa, Chordata, Actinopteri, Pleuronectiformes, Pleuronectidae. Gene Ontology annotation, biological process: cell-cell junction assembly; cell-cell adhesion; intermediate filament bundle assembly. Gene Ontology annotation, molecular function: cadherin binding. The transcript has 15 exons. Bases 168 to 2330 code for a protein of 720 amino acids. Gene Ontology annotation, cellular component: nucleus; plasma membrane; cytoplasm.